AUGAGAUACAAGAGCCACAGUUUUAGGGAGCUACAGGAACCACAGGAGUUGAAGGAGCCACAGGACCUAGAGGAGCCACAGGAGCUACAAGAGCCAAAGAAGCUCCAGGAGCAACACAAAACAAAGGAGCUACACCAGCCACAAGAGCCACAGGAAAUACAGGAGCAACAGGAUCCAGAGGAGCAAAAGGAACCACAGAAGCUACAGGAGAUACAGGAGCCAGAGGGACCAAAGGAAGCCACAGGAACCACAGGAGUUGAAGGAGCCACAGGAGCUAGAGGAGCCACUGGAGCCAGAGGAUCUACUGGAGCCACAGUAGCUACAGGAGCUAGAGCCACAGGAGCCAGAGGAGCUACAGGAACCACAGGAGCUACAGGAGCCAUAGGAGCUACAGGAGCCAAAGGAGCUCCAGGCGCCACAGAAGACAAAGGAGCUACAGGAACCACAGGAGUUGAAGGAGCCACAGGAGGUACAGGACCCAUAGGAGCUACAGGAGACACAGGAACCUCAGGAGCCACAGUAGCUACAGGAGCCACAGGAGCUAGAGGAGCUACAGGAACCACAGGAGUUACAGGAACCACAGGAGUUGAAGGAGCCACUGGAGCUACAGGAGACACGGGAGCUACAGGAGCCAAAGGAGCUACAGAAGCCACGGCAGCUACAGGAGCCACAGCAUUUACAGGAGAUACAGGAGCCUCAGGAACCUCAGGAGUUGAAGGAGCCACACUAGCCACAAGAACCACAGGAGUUGAAGGGGCCACAGGAGCUACAGGUGCCAAAGGAGCUACAGGAGCCACGGCAGCUACAGGAGCCACAGCAUUUACAGGAGAUACAGGAGCCACAGGAACCUCAGGAGAGCUACAGGAGACACAGGAGCCACAGGAUCCACAGGAGUUGAAGGGGCCACAGGAGCUACAGGAGCCACGGCAGCUACAGGACCCAAAGGAAAUACAGGAGCCACAGGAACCACAGGAGUUGAAGGAGCCACAGGAGCUACAGGAACCACAGGAGUUGAAGGAGCCACAGGAGCUCCAGGAGCCACAGAAGACAAAGGAGCUACAGGAGCCACGGCAGCUACAGGAGCAACAGGAGUUGGAGGAGCCAGAGGAGUUACAGGAGCUAAAGGAGCCACAGGGGCCUCCGGAGCUACAGGAGCCACAGGAGUUGGAGGAGCCACAGGGGCCUCAGGAGCUACAGGAGCUACAGCAGCCUCAGGAGCUACAUGAGCAAAAGGAGCUCCAAGAGCCACAGAAAAUACAGGAGCCACUGGAACUAGAGGAGCAACAGGAGCCUAAGGAUCUCCAGGAGCCAGAGGAGCCAAAGGAACUCCAGGAGCCACAGAAGACAAAGGAGCUCCAGCAGCCACAGGAGCUAGAGGAGCCACAGGAACCACAGGAGUUGAAGGAGCCUGAGGAGCCACAGAAGCUCCAGGAGCCACAGAAGACAAAGAAGCUACAGGAGCCACGACAGCUACAGGAGCAACAGGAGUUGGAGGAGCCAGAGGAGCUACAGGAGCUAAAGGAGCCACAGGGGCCUCCGGAGCUACAGGAACCACAGGCGCAUGGCGCCGUGGCAAGAGCUCUGGUAGGAGGUACAGGAGCCAUAGGAGCUACAGGAGGCACAGGAGCCACAGGAACCACUGGAGUUGAAGGAGCCACAGGAGCCACAGAAAACAAAGGUGCUACAGGAGCCACGACAGCUACAGGAGCCACAGGAGUUGGAGAAGCCAGAGGAGCUAAAGGAGCCACAGGGGCCUCAGGAGCUACAGGAGCCACAGGAACCACAGGAGCCAAAGGAGUUUCAGGAGCCAAAAGAGUUACAGGAGCCACAGGGGCCUCAGGAGCUACAGGAGCCACAGGAGCUAGAGAAGCCACUGGAGCCUCACGAGCUCCAGGAGUUACAGGAGCCUCAGGAGCUAAAGUAGCCACAGAAAACAAAGGAGCCACUGGAACUAGAGGAGCUACAGGAACCACAGGAGUUGAAGGAGCCACUGGAGCUACAGGAGACACGGGAGCUACAGGAGCCAAAGGAGCUACAGAAGCCACGGCAGCUACAGGAGCCACAGCAUUUACAGGAGAUACAGGAGCCUCAGGAACCUCAGGAGUUGAAGGAGCCACACUAGCCACAAGAACCACAGGAGUUGAAGGGGCCACAGGAGCUACAGGUGCCAAAGGAGCUACAGGAGCCACGGCAGCUACAGGAGCCACAGCAUUUACAGGAGAUACAGGAGCCACAGGAACCUCAGGAGAGCUACAGGAGACACAGGAGCCACAGGAUCCACAGGAGUUGAAGGGGCCACAGGAGCUACAGGAGCCACGGCAGCUACAGGACCCAAAGGAAAUACAGGAGCCACAGGAACCACAGGAGUUGAAGGAGCCACAGGAGCUACAGGAACCACAGGAGUUGAAGGAGCCACAGGAGCUCCAGGAGCCACAGAAGACAAAGGAGCUACAGGAGCCACGGCAGCUACAGGAGCAACAGGAGUUGGAGGAGCCAGAGGAGUUACAGGAGCUAAAGGAGCCACAGGGGCCUCCGGAGCUACAGGAGCCACAGGAGUUGGAGGAGCCACAGGGGCCUCAGGAGCUACAGGAGCUACAGCAGCCUCAGGAGCUACAUGAGCAAAAGGAGCUCCAAGAGCCACAGAAAAUACAGGAGCCACUGGAACUAGAGGAGCAACAGGAGCCUAAGGAGCUCCAGGAGCCAGAGGAGCCAAAGGAACUCCAGGAGCCACAGAAGACAAAGGAGCUCCAGCAGCCACAGGAGCUAGAGGAGCCACAGGAACCACAGGAGUUGAAGGAGCCUGAGGAGCCACAGAAGCUCCAGGAGCCACAGAAGACAAAGAAGCUACAGGAGCCACGACAGCUACAGGAGCAACAGGAGUUGGAGGAGCCAGAGGAGCUACAGGAGCUAAAGGAGCCACAGGGGCCUCCGGAGCUACAGGAACCACAGGCGCAUGGCGCCGUGGCAAGAGCUCUGGUAGGAGGUACAGGAGCCAUAGGAGCUACAGGAGGCACAGGAGCCACAGGAACCACUGGAGUUGAAGGAGCCACAGGAGCCACAGAAAACAAAGGUGCUACAGGAGCCACGACAGCUACAGGAGCCACAGGAGUUGGAGAAGCCAGAGGAGCUAAAGGAGCCACAGGGGCCUCAGGAGCUGUAGGAGCCACAGGAACCACAGGAGCCAAAGGAGUUUCAGGAGCCAAAAGAGUUACAGGAGCCACAGGGGCCUCAGGAGCUACAGGAGCUACAGGAGCCACAGGAGCUAGAGAAGCCACUGGAGCCUCACGAGCUCCAGGAGUUACAGGAGCCUCAGGAGCUAAAGUAGCCACAGAAAACAAAGGAGCCACUGGAACUAGAGGAGCAACAGGAUCCACAGGACCUACAGGAGUUGAAGGAGCCAUUGGAGCCAGAGGAGCUAUAGGAGCCACAGGAACCACAGGAGUUGAAGGAGCCACAGGAACUAGAGGAGCCACAGGAGCUUCAGGAGCUACAGGAGCCAAAGAAUCUCCAGGAGCAACAGAAAAAAAAGGAGCUACACCAGCCACAAGAGCCACAGGAAAUAAAGGAGCAACAGGAUCCAGAGGAGCAAAAGGAACCACAGAAGCUACAGGAGAUACAGGAGCCAAAGGAACCACAGGAGUUAAAGGAGCCACAGGAGUUGAAGGAGCCAUAGGAGCUACAGGAGACACAGGAACCACAGGAGUUGAAGGAGCCACAGAAGACAAACGAGCUACAGGAGCCACGGCAGCUACAGGAGCCACAGGAGAUACAAGAGCCACAGGAACCACAGGAGUUGAAGGAGCCAUAUGA
This is a messenger RNA of Knipowitschia caucasica, 3810 nucleotides long. The record is from the annotation of a GenBank genome assembly. Lineage: Eukaryota; Metazoa; Chordata; Actinopteri; Gobiiformes; Gobiidae.